Messenger RNA from Nematostella vectensis (starlet sea anemone), 2454 nucleotides. RefSeq lists its product as uncharacterized. Lineage: Eukaryota; Metazoa; Cnidaria; Anthozoa; Actiniaria; Edwardsiidae. The record is from RefSeq and is a predicted model, not a curated record. The transcript has 3 exons. Bases 1 to 2454 code for a protein of 817 amino acids.
AUGGCUGAAGUCAUCAUAUGCCUUGUGGAAUUUGUGAGUACUUCCCGGCUACGCGAAUUUAGUGACUUUCUGUAUCAAGUGCAAGUUGCAAGCGCGCACAUGUCAGCCCUUAAGAUUUAUGAGUUCCCUUCAAAAAUACAGUCCCUAGUAGAAAAACUCCCGGGAUGGUUCGCGACAAAAUGGUCAAUCAAAGUGCAAGCACUACAACAGGAAAGGGGGUACAGCGCGUUUCCUAGCUUUAGUGAUCUCGUCACAGAAGUAUGUUUUCACGCCGAGCGAAUGAACAUUCCUCAACUCACACCGACCAAGCACUCUAGCACUCCAACUCCCAUACAAACGCACCGCAAGCCACAAGAGCGCAUUCACAAUGUACUCCUAACUAAAACCAAAAGAAGGAAGCAUUGGUUCAAAGAACUCCCAUAUGAAGAAAGGCUAGAGUCAAAUGGGCUAUGUUUUAAAUGCACAGGAAAACACUUUCGUAAAGACUGUGAAGAAACUCCUCCCCGAUGCGAGGCCUGCAACAAGAACCACCUAACUUUGCUUCACGAAGACAGAAGCGCCCCCGCUAAACCUGCACCCCCUAGCCCCCCAGAAGCAUCAGCAACAUGCACACAAGUCUGCGGAGGGGAGGGGACCGGUAGGUCGUGCGCCCGAAUAGUCCUUGUCAACCUCACACAUGAGUCACAGCCACACAAAAAACAGCUCACAUACGCCGUCCUCGAUGAUCAAUCGACAGACGUAUUUAUCACGGAUAGUCUAUCAAGAUUGCUAGGAAUAACAGCACCGGAGCUCGACCUAAAAGUCAAUACUAUAGUCGGCUUCAACACAAUUCGUACAAAAAAGAUAACUGGUCUACGAAUUCAAGAUAUCAAAAACGAACACGCGCACGUCAGGAUUCCGUAUGCAUACACACGCGAGUACAUCCCCGCCGCACAAAGCGAUAUCGCUAGUCCCGAAGUAGCGAAGCAGUGGACCCACCUCGCACCCAUCGCAGACCAGAUCGCAUACAGACCGGACAUAGAAAUCGGACUACUCAUCGGUCGAAACGUCCCGGCGGCCUUCCAACCAACUGAAGUGAUAGCAGGAAGCCCUGAAGAGCCCUGGGCCGAGAAGUACAAGUUUGGCUGGACGGUAAUCGGUCGAGUGUGCAAAGACAGAGAUGGUGACGUGACAGCUCGUGUGAAUUGUGUGACGGUAGAGAGAGAAGUCCUACUCGAGCACAACGCUUCAAGCGAUACUACCGUACAGCCGCCCUUCGUCCGCACGACACCAUCCAAAGACAUGACAAGCCCGCAGCAAAUACGCCAAAUGAUGGAGCUUGACUACACAGAACUCCACCACGACCGAAGUAAACAAAGACAAGGAAAAACAGAAUCAAGAGAGGACAUACAGUUUAACAAUAUAAUGGAGAUAGGUCUACACAAGAACGAGAAUGGAAACUGGGAGGCACCCCUACCAUUUAGAGCAAACGAGGUACACCUACCAGACAACAAGAAGCACUGUCUAGACAGGCUCCUCUCACUCAAACGGAAACUUCUUGGUAAUGACAAGCUUAGAAACGAUUACAUCGCCUUCAUGAAAAAGGUUAUUGACCGUGUUCACGCAAGCCGAGUCCCCGUCGACCAGUUGCGUACCUCCCCUGGCAAAGUGUGGUUUCUCCCCCACUUCAAUGUACAGCACCCUCGCAAGAAAGACCUCCGCGUGGUGUUCGACUGCAGUUCAGUAUACGAGAACGAGUCCCUAAACAAGAACUUAUUACAAGGACCCGACCAGCUGAACUCACUCAUCGGCGUCCUCAUGCGCUUCCGAAAAGAAGAAGUAGCCUUUACCUGUGACAUCGAGCAAAUGUUCCACAGUUUCUAUGUUAAUCCGGAGCACAGAGAUUUCCUGCGCUUCCUGUGGUUCGAAGACAGCGACUUAACCAAACCAAUAGUAGAGUUCCGCAUGGACGUGCACCUGUUCGGCGCAGCAUCGUCGCCCGCGGUCGCAAACUACUGUCUUCACCAGACUGCAGAAACAGGCAGAGAAAAGCACGGAGAUGACGCAGCAGAGUUCGUACGCCGAAACGUCUACGUGGACGAUGGUCUCAAGUCCCUUCCCACAACAGAACAGGCCGUGCGCACUAUCAAAGCCACACAAGCAAUGUGCGCGGACGCGAACCUGCGACUCCAUAAAUUUGCCAGCAACAGUAAGGAAGUUUUAGAAGCACUACACCCUGAGGAUCGAGCCAAAGACCUCAAAGACCUAGACCUUAACCACGACAGCCUACCAGUCCAAAGAUCGCUCGGUACUUACUGGUGUGUAGAGUCGGAUACACUGGGAUUUCGUAUCGAGCUAAGAGACAAGCCUCUUACAAGACGCGGUAUACUCUCCACCGUCAGUUCAGUGUACGACCCCUUAGGAGCCGUGUCCCCCGUCAUCCUUACCGGGAAACAGAUUCUACAGGAGCUCUGA